UUGACAGGUAAACCAACAACCAACAGCUGUUGCCUGCCUGUUAUUUUCAAUAUCUUUCAAAAGAGUUCUUUUGUUUGAAAUUUUUUGCAACGGCGUUUCUUCAAGUAUUUUCAUAGAUACAAAUUAAAAUUCGAGAAUAUGGAGGGUGCAAAUAUUUUCUACAACAGAACUAAUGUGGCAGACACUUCUAAUUUAACUCCUGUAAAACCUAAACUGGGAAAAUUCAUCGAUGUUUACUCCCCUGAACAUUUGAACUUGACACCGAAAGCUGCAAAUAAGCUAUCUUUUAAUGACUUGAGGAAUGAAUGCCCUAACUUGUUUACACCUGAAAAAUGUUCAAAGAAUAAUUUCAAAUGCAGAACUGUCAAGCCACCACGCUUGCAUCAUGUAUUUAGCAACUGUUCAUUUGAGGGCAAUCAGAGCUUUCCACGUUUGAGCCGCAGGGUCAAACCCUUCAGAAUGGAACUAGAGACACCGACAAAAGUAAAACCUGCUAUAGAUUUAGUGAGGGUGGAUGGGCCGAAUGGUCUUCGUUUUAAUACGUCCCUCGCAGCUGGUGACGUAACAGGUUCCCCAGCCCUGUCGCAGACAGACAGACUACAGCAGUCUAUCAAUCCAAGCAAGGCUGUCUUCACAAUUGAACCUAAUAGCUCCAAAAUUCUCAUAGUAAAUAACAAAGCUUGCUCGCUAUUGGGCUACUCGUCGGGCGAAUUAUGCGGAUUACGUUUCUCAGACUUGCUGCGGAACAGGAAUUGUAAAACAUUUAAUCUACAAGACCCUGAAGAUGGUGAUGUCUCUGAAGAUGGAACGAUUGUACUACUUAGUGGAAAGGUAGUUGAACUGCUAACGAAAGAUGGAAGUGCAGUUCAAGUGUCUCUGUGGAUCAGACAACUGGAUAGUGAUGGGCCAUGUUUAGUGGUUGCCGAGCCAGUCAGCUGUAAAAAUGUUUUGCUUACAGUCGAAGCAGAUACAGGGCUGAUCAUAUCAUGCUCAGGCGAGGAUGCAGCACUACUAUUCCAAGCUGAAUCAAGCGAUAAACUAGUGGGAUUGCCUAUAGCAUCUCUCAUACCGUCCAUACAACUGCCAGCCCAUGACACGCUGAUCACGAAGAGUGUGUCUAAGCAAAAAGCUACAGGGAGGACUUUAGAUGGCGGAUCGUUUCCUCUAUGCCUUUGGAUAUCAAAAGCGGAUAACACUGAAUCUUCACUUUGGUCAAUGAAAACUCAUAAGGAUCGACCCUUAUUUGAAAUUAACGUUAGGGUGACAUACAAUGUGAGCGGCUUAUUGGUUGUUGACGAGAGCGGUAUCAUAACAGCUUGCAAUCAUCACUUCGCGAUGUUGACAUUCGGCAAACCCCACUCUGAAGUGGUUGGCCAUCAUAUCGAGGAAGUUAUACACAAUUUCUGUAGAGAGUCCGAUAUGGUGAAGAUGCCGGACAGACACAGAAAUAUGACGCUGUCGCCAGUGAACAAUGAAAAUGGUUCAGUGGUUUCAGACACUGACGAAGACUCAUGUGGUGCGUUCAACGGCAGCCAAAAAUCUGCAUGCAUAUCCCUCAAUGUCCAACCUUCUAUACUGUCCAUGACUAGAGAUAAGUCCUCCAGCGCGCUCUGCCUUGACAAAUCAUGCAGCCUGAUCACCCAUACACCCACUCCCACACAAGAUAUGGUAUCCAGUAUUAGUACUACCGAGCAAAGGAACGACAUAUCUGCGCUGCCUGAUGUCACCUCUGGUAUGUCCGGUAUUUCCAUAGAGGAUGAGAACUACUGUCCUAGUAGUAUUUCAAAGUCUCGAUCAGAGAACAUACUGCGCUCUGAACAAAGCAAUCCAGUGAUAAAACAUACCUCCGUUAAACCUACAGAAAAAUCCGAUUCCAUAUACUACACUUCCCAACAUUCGCAAGAAGUAACGCCUACGGGGAACGCCCCACGAGUAAGAUUAAAUGAUCCAUCCUUAAGACUUUCCUUCGAUUCAAGUAAAUAUAGAUCGGUGAAAGUCAACUUGCCCGGUCAAGUGAGAGAUGAUAAAAGCAGUAUCUCCGUGGACUUUUGUGAUUCGAACGAAACGAGCGCGGACUUCUUGACGCCUAUCAAUGAAAUGCCUCCUCCCGGUUGUGAGAUAGAGGAAUUGCCAAGACAUAAUGGAAAUGAAAGUGUUGAUAGUUUAAGUAAUGAUAACGAUUUGGAGACUCAGACCGAGUCAGCACCAAGAAGAAGGUAUGAAGAGGAGGAGUGCCGUGCGUCGUGCGGCGUGCGUCGCGCGGCGCGGGCGCACGUGACGUCGACGCCGCAGCACGCCGCCGCCCGCGCCGCGCGGCCCGCGCGCCACGCCCGCGACGGCACCUACCGCGGCCUCGUGCUGCACCGCGACGGCACGCAGCUCAGCGUACUGUACACGGUGUCGAGUAUGCAGCUGUCGACUGGUCGCGUGGCGUGCGUGUGGCUGGGCGUGCAGCUGGCCAGCGACGACGCGCCACGCCACGCUACUCUCGCCUCCAGCCUCGCCUCCACUGCCGACAACUCGCUCGUGCUGGGAAAUAAAUCAGUCAGCAGUAGACCUCAGUCGAUGUCUCUGAUGAGUCAGUGCGGUGAGGAACAAACAGCCGGAGAAUAUAGUAAACACUAUGUUACGCUCAAACAAAUUGGUAAAGGCGCAUAUGGGUGUGUCAAAAUGGCGUAUCGGCGUUCAGAUAAGUUGCUAGCUGUCGCCAAGUUUAUAUUGAAGGAGAAAGUUGGCGCGCAGUUCUGGGUGGACGGGCCAGACGGUAGACGUCUCCCGCUCGAACUCAGCUUGUUGCUGACGUUGAAACAUCCUAAUAUUGUGAGUGUGGUAGAUGUCUUCGAAAAUGACAAGUACUUCCAAAUGGUGAUGGAGAAGCACGGAGCUGGUAUGGACCUCUUUGAGUUCAUAGAACGACGGCCACGGCUCGACGAGCCACUGCUCUCGUAUAUAUUUAGACAGAUAGGACAAGCGGUAGAAUACCUACACUCGUUGAACAUUCUACAUCGCGAUAUAAAGGACGAAAACGUGAUCAUAGACAAUAAGUUCCACGUAAAAUUGAUAGAUUUCGGUUCCGCAACGUUUAUGAGCAAGGACACACUGUUUUCCACAUUCUAUGGAACCACAGAGUAUUGCAGUCCUGAAGUUUUGGCUGGAAACAAAUAUGCUGGCCCAGAACUUGAAAUGUGGUCGAUGGGGAUAACGCUAUAUGUGCUCACAUUUUUUGUUAACCCAUUCUCCGACAUCGAGGACACCAUACAAGGACCGUUGGCAUUGCCACAACUUGUAUCUGAAGAUCUGGAGCAACUCCUUCGUUGGAUGCUGUGCAAGGAGCCGUCGCAGCGGUGUACGGUGUCGCAACUAAUGGCGCACCCCUGGAUCCGGCAGCCGGUCACCAUCACCAACUACGUCUUCCACGAGAUCGUCGACUGCGAUCGCCAUGAAGCUAACCCUGAAAUGUACUAUAACGGUAGCCUAGGUUCACCUCGAAGUGGAUCCCCAGCCUCCCUUGCUGAUCCUCUUGCCAAAGAGCGAUCGAAUCCGUCCGAGGUAGCGGCACGAUCAGACGAUAAGAACGUGUCGCGGUCCGACUUGAAGCGCGGUUCACAAGCGCUGCAGCCGCUAGCCGCCGAUCGCGACGCGCACUCCGACAACUACAGUCUGCGCUCCUCCGCUGAUAUAUUGGACAUCUCCUCAAAGCCGGUAUCUGAAGCGGCACUUACGGACAUCAGUUCAGACGCGACCGGCCACGCCGCCUGCGACAUCGACUAUGACUGCGACCACUAUGAGUGCGACAGCUGGGACGAGUGCGAGCAGGACAGCUUCUCAUAGUUAGACAAGGAUGACUAAAGCUAGAUGUUGGAAAUUGUCUGAAAUGACGAUUAUAAAUGAACUUGUAACUUACAGUGACGUGAUUACUAUCUUAAAAAUUAAAUUAUAAUUUUAUUACUUUAUUAAUAGAAUGUGGAAGCAUACUACUAGGGUUUACACUGGGCUAAGACCGUUUGAGAGACAAUUAUCUCCACUUAUAGUUAAGUUUAUUAUAUAGUUACCUUAUCUUAUAAAUAAAUGUCAUUUCCAGAGAUAUAAGGUUAAACAAUGUUCAGGCUCUGUUCUCUCUGCCUUCCACAUAGAUGGCCUGGACCCAGUGUAAUAAAAAAAAAAAACAAAAUGUUUAUUUUCAUUAAUUUUAGUUAUUUUUUUUUUAUGCUUAUAAAAGUUCGCAGUGAAAGUACAAUUGCUACUGCGCUCUUAUUGUAAAAUAGUAUUAGUAUUUAAUGUUUUACUAAUUUUUAAAUAAAGUGGGUAAGUGUACAAUUUGGAAUGUUCAAAAAUAAUCAUAAGGUUUUGCUUACCAUGAUAAUUUCUAUAAAAUUUGUUUCAUAUUUUCUUAAAAUAAUUUUCGACAAUUCUGAGGCGACAUUUUUCUAAAUCUCUCUCUAAAAUUAAAAUUUCAAUAUGAUAUCACAGCGAAAUAUUUAUUGUAAGGACCAAUAUGAACAAACUUUUUAAUAGUUUUAAGUCAAAUUUUAGUUUAUGAUGGUCCAUAAAACAGUAUUUUGCCGAAAUAAUCAAAUUAAAAUGUUAGGUCAAGAGAUAAGUUUAGGAAAAAUGGUACCUCAGAAUCGGUCUUAAUGUCUGCUAAUUAUUUACUUAUUCAUAUUGAGUUUUAAAAACGUGGCCAUUUCACCAGAAUGUAGGUUUCAUAAAAAAAAUGAAAAUUACAAAUUUAGUUAUAUUUAAUUACUGUUACAAUUAAUGUCCUUGAUUUCAUUUAAUUGUUAGGUAACUGUUUACUAUUAAGUGAUUUAGAAUUAUAACUUUAAAAUUUCUACUAAUAGGUAACUUCUAAGAUUGUUUUGCAUCAUAGAUCUCAAAAAGGCAUGUGACAUAAACAUGGAAUUUAUUUAAAAAAAAAAAUGCCAAAAUGCACACACAUAUUUGAUUAUUCUUAUUGUAGUCUAGACUACGUCUCUAAUGUAAGUUCUGGAUUUAUUAUAGUCAAAGAGAGAUUUCAAAAAAAUUGCUGACUAAACAGUAUUAUGUUAUUUUUGUAUGGAAACUGUUCCAAAAUAAAUUAUCCAUUUGCAUGUACAGUGCAAUGCAGUUGUAUACAAGACUAGAAAAUGACCAAACUUAGAUUGUAGAGAGUAGGUUGUAAUUAGAAUUUAUUAAUUGUUUGGCGUCUAUUGUCUAAAAUUUAAAUUAUAUUACAGUAUUAUUAUUUUUAACACCAUGUAGGGUAGUAUAGGCACUUUUUCUAUGAACUUCAUGAUGCCAUUCGAAAACUAAUCAUUUUUUCAAUAAAAAUAUUUAUUCAAAAAGCUCCAACACAUAUCAUCGUUAACUCGCAUUAGAAAUAUAUUAAAUGGUUGUCAACAAUAUAUUACAUUAUAUAACCAGUUAAAAUUAUGCAUUUAUUUCUAAAUCCAGACUAUGAAGUUUUUUUCUACAUUACAUCAAUCAUCCGAUAUCUAGGUAUACGAGUAUACUGGUUAAUUCGUUCCGAAAUUGUUGUGACGUUAUUUAAGUAACUAUAUCCUUAUUUUAUACUAACACGCAUUUUCUAUCUUUUUAAAACUACUAAGUUACAGAAGUUAUUUUGAUCAUCUAAAUGUUCAUUGCCAUUACUAGGAGAGUUUUUCACUUAUUUUUCACAUGGCAAUAAUUUUUCGGAAAAAAAAUUUACAUCUUUUUUUAGGAGAAACAUGCAGAGUGCAUCUUAUUCUUAUCCGCAAUCUCAGCAAAUUGAAUACUCUAAGAUUUCAAACAACAAAAACUAGUGCUGAUAACCAUUUUAGCCUUGUUUUUUUUCCUAAAAAGUGUAUAUCGAAAAAUGUAUUGAACUACUCUGGUAUAGAUUUUAUCCAAAUAUCAAUACAAGUAUACCUAUUCCAAUUUGAUGCGAAACUAACAUAUAAAGCGUAUGUACAACCUUUAUGUAAACUUAUUGAAAUCAGGAAACACCCAUGGAAAUCUCUAGAUUUUUGUUCUACGACAAUUUAAAAUAAUACCGAUAAUAAACAUUAUAUUGAUAACAGUAAUAAAAACAAGUAAUUGAAAUAUUACUAUGAAUACUGAAUUGGUCUUCUAACGUUUAAAAUUUCUUCCAAUUGAAAAUAACAAAAAUAAAUCUUUGGAUAUACGAGAAUAAGCGAUGCCGAAGUUCUUUACCCAAUGAUUAAAUAAUUAUUAUUUAUUAUUAUUUUAAUAAUGAUGGUAUAUAUAUGACGAAAACGGUUUAUUAACAAAAGGAAGAGUAUUGUUAUUUUGUUCUUUUUAUGGCAUUGAAAUUUCUACUGAAAAAUCUUUAUUAUUAAAAUAUUACUUAGUCGUCUCAUAAAUAUUUAGAUUGGUUAGACAUAGUUUAAGUAUCGGUACGGCUAUGAAGGUUUUUUCGGAUGAAAUUAGCUUAUGUGUGUAAACUAAGAUGUAAUGUAAAUUCUCAUAAUUAUUUCUAUCAUUUCAAUAAAGUAUUCCAGUUUUAUAAGCCAUCACACACAUACAUAUAUACACACACAAGCACUAAUAUCUUAUGACUAAAAUUACAAGAAAUCAGUAUUAAAACAAUAACUAGAUACUCGUUAUUUCAUAAAAUCUAUAUACCAAACGAACCAAAAUUUAUUUAUUAGCUUUAAAACAACAUUGUAAAUAUUAUGAAGCAAAUUAGAACAUAUCUAUAUUGGGUUCAUAUUGAUCAAUGUUAUAUUCUGCUGAUAUGAAGUACAUGGUGUUGUGUUGGACAUAUAAUUUACUAGUCGUGUCCUGCGAGUUUGCCUACAUGAAUUAGAACAAAAAAUCUAUAAUGUAAUGAUUGAUGUAGUAUAUUCUGUGACCUUUAAACAUGAGGAUUAAGCACAGUACAUAUGGCGGACUUAACACCAGACGGUGUUCUUUACUGUUGUUUUCCAUGGAGCUUUUCAUUUAUACAGGUGACAAUUACCGCUUUCGGUCAGUUGAACGAUCACUUGUUUACUAUUCUAUAAAAAGAAAACAAAACUUGACGCAAUAUAAAUAAAUUACAUUUUAAACAUUAUUUUUUCGAACAGUAAAUACUAAGUAGUGUGAGUUCGUUCCACUCUAGCGCAGUUCAAAAUAUAUGUCGAACUCUUCACGUUGUGUACUUCCUCUUGUUGAUGAACAUGAAUGAAAAUUACAUAUAUUUUUGUAGUUUUUCCAUUAUAUGUUACUUGGUCGUAGUAAUAUUGUUUGUUAUAAUAGAUUUAAAAGUGUAAUGCGUCCGUUUCUCAACUAGUGCCUUACAGCGGACGGCGGGUUACGUUGCUCAUGUAGGACGCUAUGACGAUUCAUCCUAAAUAAAUGACACUAAUUCCCAUGAUGUGUGUUUAAUUUAUAUAAAACUAAACUUUACUCGUAACUUUGUCUUGACCAGGAUAAGAUUCUUUUUCCAUACCAAAAACAAACAUCUAUAAUACAAGUAUGACAAAUCUCGCGAUUGGUAAACCGUAAAUCCAUCGAAAGGUAUGGGAAUGUAAAUCAUGUAUUUUUGUG
Molecule: messenger RNA, 7512 nt
Organism: Galleria mellonella (greater wax moth)
Lineage: Eukaryota; Metazoa; Arthropoda; Insecta; Lepidoptera; Pyralidae
Gene: Pask
Product: PAS domain-containing serine/threonine-protein kinase
Exons: 22
Coding region: 139-3831 (1230 amino acids)
Biological process (GO): protein phosphorylation; intracellular signal transduction; negative regulation of glycogen biosynthetic process
Cellular component (GO): cytosol; cytoplasm; nucleus
Molecular function (GO): protein serine/threonine kinase activity; ATP binding
Source: RefSeq, a predicted model, not a curated record